Messenger RNA from Durio zibethinus, 1209 nucleotides. RefSeq lists its product as uncharacterized. Lineage: Eukaryota; Viridiplantae; Streptophyta; Magnoliopsida; Malvales; Malvaceae. The record is from RefSeq and is a predicted model, not a curated record. Gene Ontology annotation, biological process: mRNA splicing, via spliceosome.
UUUCAACCGCAGGAGUAGAGUGAAAAACUGAAAAUCCCAAAAUCUGUGUAAAAAAAUCAAAUAAAGAAACGAAAUUAAAAUCCCCCGUAUAACGGAACGGUCUCUUCUCAAAAAAUGAUUUUUUUAACAAACUCUCUUCCUCUUCCUCUUCUUUUUAGCUUCUACUUCGUCUCAGUUGAAAUUCAUAAUCUCCAAAAAAAGAAACCCCCAAGCCUAAAAUUUUAGAGUUGGAUUAGUUAUGGAAAGCUUUGAGGAGAAUAGUAACGGUAAUCGUGGCUGCAACUUGCGGGUUUUGAAUUUGCUGGAGAGGCGGCGUUUAGCUCCGCUGAAUUUUAAUGGCGGUGGUGGCGACAAUGGUGGUGGUGGUAACGAUGCUGUCGCUGCAGAAAAGUUGUUGUAUCGGAAGCUUCCUCAACAGCAUGUCCUUAAUCUCUCUGUUCUAAAGCUCGAUGGUUCUCUUUUCGAUGUUAAUGUAGGAAGGAAUGCUACAGUUGCAGAGCUGAAGGUAGCAAUAGAGGAACUUUUUGCAGCAUUGCCAGGGGAAACUCAUGGCAGCAUUUCAUGGUCACAUGUUUGGGGCCACUUUUGCUUGUCUUAUGAUGGUCAGAUGCUGGUUAACAACAAGGCUUGCCUUAGAAAUUUUGGAAUCAAAGAUGGUGAUCAGCUUCAAUUUAUCAGACACAUGUCUGUCAACCAAUCGCCUAUAAAAAGAAGAUUAAAACACCAUAGUGUUCCCCGCAAAUGCUUGCCAUCAGGAUCAAGUUAUCAUCAGGAGAAGCAGCAGAAUGCUGUGAAUUACAAUGAUAAGGAUGAAAACCAAGAGGAUAGCUCCAUUUCCAAUCAUUAUGAAGAAGAGGAAAUUCCUCUUCCAGAGUUCAAGUUAGCCCACUUCUUGAGAGGAUGGCUCUCACACACCAGAUUUUGGGGUGUUUCAAGAAAGGGAUCAGAAGGCCGGAUUCAUCCUCCAAGAUUCACCCUGCAAUGCUUGGGAGGCUGAUCCACAAUGAUUCCACAAGGAGAUAGGGUAGAGCAAGUAUGCCUAAAACAGUGUUGGCUUCCGCACAGCAUUGUGCCCUUGAUCUGAAAUUUUGGUUUUUUUGGUUAAUAUCAUAAAUAACCUCUAAACUAUAGUGAAAUGUUUAAUAUGCUUCAAUUUUAAAGAUCUUUAAUGUGAUAUUUGAACUAUGAAUCUAUUAACUAAUAUGGUAC